Messenger RNA from Anopheles darlingi, 1436 nucleotides. Its product is annotated as zinc finger protein 90-like. NCBI's taxonomy places the organism in Eukaryota, Metazoa, Arthropoda, Insecta, Diptera, Culicidae. Gene Ontology annotation, biological process: regulation of transcription by RNA polymerase II. The coding region runs from base 209 to 1318 and encodes 369 amino acids. Gene Ontology annotation, molecular function: DNA-binding transcription factor activity; zinc ion binding; RNA polymerase II cis-regulatory region sequence-specific DNA binding. The record is from RefSeq and is a predicted model, not a curated record. Gene Ontology annotation, cellular component: nucleus. The transcript has 2 exons.
CCACCACAACAAAGCGCUGUCAGCUGGAGCCGGAAGAAACGUCACUCGGGAGUGGGUUCGAAAAGAUCUCGGAGGAAAUCUGGAAAAACGCUCGGAAAACGGCACUGUAUCUGGGUAUUUCGCGCUUCAGAGAACGGUGUACGUUAAAUACGAUCAACGGCGUUUCUCGUGGUAUUACUGUGACCGGUGAAGGGUACGGCCUUGGACCAUGUCGUCGCGGUCAACACAAGUCUGUCGAUUGUGUGCUCAGGAGCGCGCUAGUGUGAAGAUAUUGUUCGAAAAAAAAAAUGCGUCGCUACUAGAAAUGUUCCAAGAAUGUACUGGAUUACCGAUAUCAAAGUACGAUGAACUGCCGCAGGCAGUGUGUGAAUCCUGCGAACAGGACCUGCACACGUUGCAUUCCUUCUUUAUACGAUGUCGUCAAAGAUGGCCCUUCGCUGGAAUGGGCCAGGAAAUAGAAAAGAGCAAUCUGGAUAACAAAGAGCCAGAUCAGGAAGGACUAACAGCUACUAAAACUAAUCAGCAAGAAUCGCGUAGCGAUGAGCGACCAUUCGCUUGUGAGUUCUGCAACAAACGCUUUAAGUCCUGGAUGGGGCUUCAGGAACAUUAUGUUUCACACUCGGAGGAUCGGCCCUUUGCGUGCUCGAUUUGUGAUCGAAGAUUUAAAUCCUCCAAACACUAUCGACGCCACUGUGCCAUACAUUCCGAUGAUCGCCGGUUUGGUUGCAACGUUUGCAACAAGAUGUUUAAAACAUCUUCCGAGCGGAUUUCCCACGCCAAGACGCAUAGCGAGGAGCGCCCUUUUGCCUGCGAAAUUUGCGGUAAAACGUUUAAGACUGCCAAAAUCCGCAAAAUCCAUUACACUAUGCAUAGCAAUGAGCGUCCGUUUGCGUGUGAGCUGUGCGAUAAACGAUUCAAAACAUCCAGCAACCUUUCCUCACACUCGCUUUCGCACAACAAGGAAAGGCGCUUCAAGUGUGAUCUCUGCGGCAAACAGUUUCAUUCCUCGUUCAGACUCAAGGAUCACAUUUCAACGCAUUCCGAUGACCGGUCUUUUGCUUGCGAGCUGUGUGAGAAACGAUUCAAGACUGCUUGCGCGCGCAAGAUUCACUACGCAACGCACAGCGAUGAUCGAUCGUUCGUGUGCGACAUUUGUAACAAACGGUUUAAAACCUCCAGUACGCUGGCCACCCAUUACGCCCUGCACAACGACGAUCGGCAGUACAAAUGCGAUACCUGUGGAAAGACAUUCAAGCAGAACAAAAAUUUGAAGCGCCAUAUGACGACCCUACAUGAGGAUGCAGUUAAUAAAUUGUAACUCGCCUGUUCCAUUCCAUUCCCAUCGCUCUCGGGAAUCAUCUAACAUGUAAGAUAUAAAAAUUACAUUAUGAAACAUAUGUUCUUUCAUUUAAGCCACGCCGAAAACGAAUCACCUU